UUGCAACUUUACAAGGAUUUACUUAAAUACGGGGCGAAUCUCCGAUUUACGGAUAAACAAUACUAUCGGUACAGAAUCAGGCGAGGUUUUAGGCAAAAUAAGGAUCUGGAGGACCAAGAAGCGAUUCAAUUCCAAAUUGAGAAAGGGAAGAAGGUUCUGGAACACAAGAAGAUAAUCUGAAGAAUUCGUAGCAUAGUAAUAUUAUUAUGGACAAAGGAUGCAAAACCUGUAUCAGAUGAUGUCGACUCCAGGCUGUGCUGCAUUUUCUGUAGUUAGAAACGUUUUAGCGAGUGCAAAUAGCUGGAGAAGUAAUACUGCGAUUGGAACUCUUUAUAAUUUAAACAAAGAUAGGAGCAUUGAGUAUGCUCAAGUGCGUUAUAAAUCAUUGAAGAGGUUCCUGGAUUUUUCAAAGGUGCCGAAGCUACUUGAAGAGGAUCUCGAGGAGCAGUACGUUCGAGGUUCUGGCCCUGGAGGCUCGAAUGUUAACAAGACCAACAAUGCAGUUGUGUUGAAACAUAAACCAACAGGCAUUAUUGUCAAAUCCCAUGAAACUAGGAGCCAAUGGGACAAUAGGAAAAUAGCCAGGGAGAAGAUGAUCAUGAAGCUGGAUAAUCUAAUAAAUGGAGAGAACUCCAUUGAAAAUCAAGAACGUGCAUUACAGACAAAAUUUAUCAAAGAAAAGCAAGCUCAGAAAAAGAAGCUACGCGACAUGAAAGCUGCUUUCAAGGAGCGUGAAGGUCUUACAUAAUAAUCGCAUGAUAAAAUUAAUUAAAAAAAAAAGCUCCACAUUCUCAUCAAGUCAUGAAAAAUGUAAAUAAAAGGAGUCAGUAAUUGCAAUUAUGCUUUUCUUUCUUGUGGAAAAAUUCAUGUAAAUAAAUAUAACAGAAUGAAAGCAAGGAACUAUAUGGUAUGAUUAGUUUUCAAAAAGUUUGAGAAUUCUGCAUACUUGCCUUUGUUAUAGGAUGAAUAAGGUGAUAUGAAAGUGGCCUCUCAAACGUUAAAUUGUUCAAACAUCUUUUCUCAAACCUAGGUGCAUCAAAUCAUUUGAAACUUUCCCACAUAAAUAUAGGCACCUUUAAAAAGGUCCUGCAAAUGUUGAUAACUUUUCAAAUGAUAUAUCAGUUAAAGAAAUCCUUUAUAUCGACAUCAAUUAAAUUUCUCGACGUCUCAUGUCACCUUAAAUCCAUAUUAACACUCCAUUGCUUUGUAAAUUGUGAAAGAACCUAAAUAAAGGAGGGGUAAUUCCAAAAACGCCUGAUAUCUUAUGAAAAAUUCGUGGUUUUUAAUCGCUUCUCUUUGUAGAACUCUUUCUCUCUGUCUUAAUGGAGAGACUUGUAGUAGUUAAACUUCUCUCAAUUAAGGUAUUCAGGUUCUCCUCAGUGCGAGGAAUUCGAAGUAGAACAUUAGAGAUACAUUAAUGUACGGAACAACGAAGAGGGGGGGUGAGAAGGGAAAGGUUAUUCUAUUGUAAAGCUUGUAUGCAGUCUUGCGUACUCUACGAAAUAAACCGAUUUACAAAAA
This is a messenger RNA of Orussus abietinus, 1521 nucleotides long. Its product is annotated as probable peptide chain release factor C12orf65 homolog, mitochondrial. Gene Ontology annotation, biological process: translational termination. The coding region runs from base 218 to 748 and encodes 176 amino acids. Gene Ontology annotation, cellular component: mitochondrion. Gene Ontology annotation, molecular function: translation release factor activity. The record is from RefSeq and is a predicted model, not a curated record. Lineage: Eukaryota; Metazoa; Arthropoda; Insecta; Hymenoptera; Orussidae. The transcript has 2 exons.